Messenger RNA from Carica papaya (papaya), 1464 nucleotides. RefSeq names its product Homeodomain-like superfamily protein (gene KAN2). Gene Ontology annotation, biological process: regulation of DNA-templated transcription; abaxial cell fate specification. Gene Ontology annotation, cellular component: nucleus. The record is from RefSeq and is a predicted model, not a curated record. Gene Ontology annotation, molecular function: transcription cis-regulatory region binding. NCBI's taxonomy places the organism in Eukaryota, Viridiplantae, Streptophyta, Magnoliopsida, Brassicales, Caricaceae.
CAAAAGAAACAACCAUUCACUUCAUUCCUUGUCACUUCUUUUCUCUCUUUAUUUUUCUCUCUCUUUCUCUAUCUCUCUCUCAAUCUCUCCAAUCUCUGCAACUACUCCCUCUUCUCAAAAUUCAUCAACAACCCACAAAUCUCACCUCUAAUACUUCAAAACCCUUUUCCCCUAAUCAUCAAAAACUAUUUUCUCUCUCUCUCUCUCUCUCUCUCUCUCUCUCUCUCUCAAGAUAUAUAACUUCACUGUUAACGCAGUAGCCAGAAAGGCAGAUAGACAAAGAAGCAAGAGAGGAAGUUGGAGGAGAGUUUGGGAGAAAAAGGAAGCUGUGAUAAUUCCUUUGAUUGCUAAUAAUUAACAUGGAGCUCUUCCCUGCACAACCAGACUUGUCUCUGCAAAUUAGUCCUCCCAACACCAAACCCUCAUCCACAUGGCCUCGGAGAAGUAGUACGGAAGAGGACAUGGAUUUGGGGUUUUGGAAGAGAGCUUUGGAGUCAAGAAGCUCCAUCUCUUCAAUGGCAAAACCAGACAACUCAUGCUUCGAUCUCUCCUUGUCGAAUCCAAGGGUUAUUUCAGACUCCAACUCUUCUCAUUUCCAUCUCCAAUUUCCUCAGAGCGGCACCAAUUGCCAUGGCAAUAAUUUCUUCCACUCUCUGCACCAAAACCGUCUCCAGACUCACCAACUCUUCCACCAACAUCAGCACCCACAAGGGCUGAGCCAAGAGCUGGGUUUCUUGAGGCCCAUCAGAGGGAUCCCUGUCUACCAGAACUCUCCACCUCAUCCUCCUCCUUUCUCAUUUCCUCAACACUCUCUUGAUUCUUCUCCUUCUUCUUUGGCCGGGACUAGCACCACUUAUCAGCAUCAGAGUACAUCGCAAGGGUUAAUGAGGUCUAGAUUCGUGUCAAGGUUCCCUACAAAGCGCAGCAUGAGAGCUCCAAGGAUGCGGUGGACUACUACUCUCCAUGCUCGCUUUGUUCAUGCUGUUGAGUUAUUGGGUGGCCAUGAAAGAGCAACACCCAAGUCAGUUCUUGAGCUAAUGGAUGUGAAAGAUCUCACCUUGGCUCAUGUUAAAUCUCAUUUGCAGAUGUAUCGAACAGUGAAGACUACUGAUAGGGCAGCCGCUUCUUCAGGUCAAUCGGAUGCAUAUGAAAAUGGAUCGUCCGGAGAUAACUCGGACGAUUUGGUUUUUGACAUUCAAGCAAGACAAGGUGGUCAUCAAGAUAAAGAUUACCAUGCUCUCUGGAGCAAUUCUUCCAGCAGGGAAGCUUGGUUGCAUGCAAAACCAAAGGAUUCCACUCCAAACAUGCCAUCCAUUGAGGAUGCAAAAUGCAUAAAUUACGAGAGAUUAUCAUCAUCAGAUGUAAGCUCAUCGAGCCAAUCUGCAGGGACAAGCCCCAAGAAGCCUAAUUUGGAGUUCACUCUAGGCAGGCCACAUUGAUCAUAUUAUAUUAUAUUAUAUUUUA